UGGCCCACCACCAUGAGUCCAUGACGAACUUGAAGUAGUCGACACUAGUCGACCACGAUCAUCGGAAACGACAUGAAGAACCACAAUUUCGUGGGCUCGGAAUAUCUUGGCACUUGCGUGUCCACUACUAUCCACUUUUCGCUCAACCUCCGUGAGUCGGCUCCCUACGACGUCACUACGUGGAAAGAAAACUGGCAAGUCAUGUCACAUUGUAAUCAUGUACUGUCAUUUCAGCGUUUUCGCCGCUCAAGUUCCAAGUUUGCAGUGAAUUCGGCGAGUCGUAGCCGCACUCUUUGCUGGAGUACUUAAUCUGUGGCAAAGCGGAGCUGGUGACUGUCAGCAAACUCGACUCGAUGGCACCUCUCAUUACAUGCGCUCUUGUUUUGGCCAGCCUAUGGAUUGUAACACAGCGGUAUAAGGCCACCGCAAGACGGUUGCCUUUACCCCCUGGACCGCCUGGACGUUGGCUGUUAGGAAACAAGAUGCCAAAAUCAUAUGCGCCGUUUCAAUUCGCAAAAUGGACAGAAGAAUACGGACCUGUGUUCUCGCUCAAACAGGGCUCUAGAAUUUUCGUCAUUAUAGGUCGUCACCAGGCUGCGGUGGAUAUCAUGGAAAAAGAAGGAGCAUCUGUGGCCGAUCGCCCAUGUUCUGUAGUACAAGACACAUUGUCUAAUGGGUUGAUAGUUCUUUUCGCGGGUGGUGAGAGAUUGCGCCGGUUGCGCAGGGUCUUGCAUGCAGGUUUGCAACCCAAAGUUGCCGAGACUUACGAGCCCAUUCAGAUCAAGAAUGCAAAGAAUCUGGUUCUUGAUAUUUUAAACGACCCAAAGAACCACCAAAUGCAUGCCAUGCGUUAUGCAGCUUCCGUGGUCAUGUCCUUCACCUAUGGAAAAACUACACCAACCGCGUACUCGGAUCCUGAAAUCGUCACCCUCAAUAAGUAUCUUGCGCGAUUUGGUCGAGCUAUCAGGCCAGGAGCAUACCUGGUGGAUACAUACCCAAUCCUGCGUUUCAUCCCAGGCUACCUGAGCGAGUUGAAGGUAUGGCACCAAGAAGAUCUUACGUUUUUUAACGGGCAGUUGGACGUGGUACGAAGCCAGAUGCGGGAAAGAACUGCAGGACCAUCCUUUUCAAAGUUCAUGUUGGAGCACCAGAAAGAGUACGGGCUUGAAGAUAAUGAAUCAGUAUUUGUUGCAGGUGGAAUGUUUGCGGCCGGUUCUGAUACGACUGCGUCUGCAAUCACAGUCAUGGUAAUGGCUGCUGCCGUUCACACGGACGCACAAGCUCGCGUACAAGAAGAACUCGACAAUGUCGUGGGGCGUGCGCGAUUGCCGACCUUUGGAGAUCAGGAAAUGCUGCCCCAGGUUACCGCCUUCAUGCUCGAGAGUCUGAGGUGGAGGCCUGUUAUCCCUGGAGGCUUUGCACAUCGCGCGACCAAAGACGUAAUUUGGAACAACUAUCUCAUUCCUGCAGGUGCGACUGUGAUUGGCAACCAUUGGGCUAUUGCAAAUGAUCCCGAUGUCUUCCCGGAACCACACAAGUUUAAUCCUCAACGUUGGAUUGACGAGACUGGUCGGGUGCGCGAUGAUCUCAGGUCCUUCGCCUUUGGAUUUGGCCGCCGAGUAUGUCCUGGUCAACAUGUAGCGAAUCGUUCUGUCUUCAUCAACACGGCUCUCAUUCUCUGGGCUUUCCGCCUUUCUGAGAAUCCCGCAGCGAAGAUUGACACAUCUGCUUUCUCGGACUCUACGAAUACGCGUGCUGCUCCGUUUGAGAUAUGCGUGGAGAAGAGAAUGGACGAGAGGGUGAUCCGGGAACUGUGUGCAUCUGGGGAAUAAAAGCCCCACGGGGGGCUAAACUCAGAUGCGUAACCGCGGGUAAAAUACCCUUUCAUCUUCUGCGCGACGAUUGUCUGGCAGACCAUACAUUUCUCCGUAGUACUUGUGAUUCCGGCUUAUACGAUAGGGCCAUUUUGUACCCAAAGGGUUGAAAAUUUGUCGGGCGUUAGCAGUCGUUCUGUCUUGUUGUUCUUAUUCUACGUCUUAUGCCGAAUAUCUACGUACUCGCUUUCAUCCAACAUUUCGUGCGCCAACUGUAGACUCCGCUAUCCGGUCGACCUCGUUGUCAUCGUCCUCCUCGCGCUCUUCGCUCCUUCCAUCGAUGCAUUUGAGCAGCACGACGUGCCGUUGAGAGGUCUGUGUUUUUAUCCGUCU
This is a messenger RNA of Suillus paluster, 2207 nucleotides long. Its product is annotated as cytochrome P450. The record is from RefSeq and is a predicted model, not a curated record. Bases 354 to 1832 code for a protein of 492 amino acids. Lineage: Eukaryota; Fungi; Basidiomycota; Agaricomycetes; Boletales; Suillaceae. Gene Ontology annotation, molecular function: iron ion binding; heme binding; monooxygenase activity. The transcript is spliced from 12 exons.